This is a messenger RNA of Saccharomyces mikatae IFO 1815, 729 nucleotides long. RefSeq names its product Dat1p (gene DAT1). The record is from RefSeq and is a predicted model, not a curated record. NCBI's taxonomy places the organism in Eukaryota, Fungi, Ascomycota, Saccharomycetes, Saccharomycetales, Saccharomycetaceae. The transcript has a single exon. The coding region runs from base 1 to 729 and encodes 242 amino acids.
AUGGCGAAAACUUUAGCACAAGGAAGAAAACCUGGAAGCGGCAGAAAACCGGGAAAAGGUAAGACGUUGAGAGAGGGAAGAAAGCCUGGCAGUGGUAGGAGGAGGAGGCAAGAUAUUGCAGGUAAGGAUACUGAUGGCACACAACAGGAUCAGGAAUCGCGCUCCAUUAGUUCGAGGGACAUGGAAGCUGUGGACGCGUUGAGGGAGUUGACACAUAGCCCGUCUUCACAUGCGGGUCAUAAUUCAACAACAGCAGCCGGGGCGACUUCAUUGCUCCCAUCUCUGGAUUAUGGCCACCAGUCAAUAAUGGAACAGCAGCAGCAGCCGCAGCCGCAGCCGCACCACCACCACCACCAACAACAAAGGAUGGAUGUGGUCCCCGCCAAGCCGUUCAUCACUCACAAGAUCCUGCUCUCUUCAACGGGGAACCCCAGCGGCCACAUAAAUUCGAGUUCCAGUGUUGAUCAUAGUUUUAAUCAUAACUCAAAUCACAACCUCAACAACAGCGUCAACGUGGACAUGAACUUUACCAUAAACGGGAGCAAUCAAGACCCGUCAUCAUCUUUCCUGAUGGGACCCUACAACUAUCUGCAACGGCCCUUCACUGUGAAACCAUAUCUUGAUUUGUCUACAAGUUCAGCAGCAUCAAAUCAACCACGGACGCAACCGCCGCAGGCAACACAUAUCACUAAGAAUUCCGAAUCCACAGAGAAAAAUGCAACUAUAUGA